Messenger RNA from Diospyros lotus (date-plum), 525 nucleotides. Its product is annotated as protein BOLA2. NCBI's taxonomy places the organism in Eukaryota, Viridiplantae, Streptophyta, Magnoliopsida, Ericales, Ebenaceae. The coding region runs from base 106 to 387 and encodes 93 amino acids. Gene Ontology annotation, cellular component: nucleus; cytosol. The transcript has 2 exons. Gene Ontology annotation, molecular function: 2 iron, 2 sulfur cluster binding. The record is from RefSeq and is a predicted model, not a curated record. Gene Ontology annotation, biological process: intracellular iron ion homeostasis.
AAUACAAGAAGUGUGUGGAUUUCAUUUUCUUAUUCUUUUUAUAAGGAUAACAAACGUAAGCCCAUCGAAGACGAAGUUGCGAAAGAAUUGAAGAGAGAGAGAGAGAUGGGGGUGACAAAGGAGGGGGUUGAAUCUUCUUUGACUUCAAAGCUGAACCCUUCUCAUCUCGCAGUGAAGGAUACAUCUGGCGGGUGUGGAGCAAGCUUUGAAAUAGAGAUUGUAUCAGAACAAUUUGAAGGAAAGAGAUUGCUGGAGAGACACCGAAUGGUGAAUGCUGCAUUGGCACAAGAGAUGAAGGAAAUCCAUGCUCUCUCCAUUAAGAAAGCUCUUACCCCUAACCAGUGGAAUGAGCAGCAGCAGCAGCAAGAAGACGCUCAAGAAUCUUAAUCCAUUCGAAAGCUAUGGACAUGAAUAAGUGUUAUAUAUUAUUUAUUAUUAUGUGGGAGACACAGAAAGCUAUGGACACAGCAAGUGUUACUGGAUUAAAUUUAAAGCUAUACCAAGGCUCUCUCUUGAUAAAUUGCA